AUGGCCUAUUUUCUGUGUUUUUUCCAGGGCUUAAAACCCUGGAUUGCAGUGUUCUCGAGUUUUCCGGGCCAUGGAGUUUUAUGGAUUUCCAUCACAACUUUUGUUUUGAUCUGCUUGACAACUCUUAUUUUCACUUCCCGGAAACAAAAACCAAGCUUGCUGGUGCAAGAAAAAUCUUCAACCAUUUCAUCAGAAUGUUCAGCUGAUGUUGUUGAAGUUGAAUCAGUGGAAGCAGAAGAUCCGAUCAUACAAAUUAACAAAGAAAGUGAUGACGAAGAGCCUGAUGAUCAUGAAGAAUAUUUGGUUAGAUCAUCACAAGAUCUAUAUUCAGAAAGUGACAUUGCAAGUAUGGAUCAGUACUCAACUUCGAGUGAAGAUUCUGAUCAAACAAAUUACUCGAGACAGAAACGACCGGAUUGCUCGGACGAUUCUAUGUCAGACGAAGAAGGUCUGAUUGAAAUAGCCAUACCAAGUGGGCAAUAUCUUUCUCCAGAAAAAGAUAUGAAGAAGAAAAAGUUAACAGAUUUCUCUCAAGAAGCCAAGUUUCAGAGUAUUCCAUUGGAAUUCUUAGCAGAAAUCAAUGAAAUGAAUGAGGAAGAUAACUUGAUUGAGAUUGACAUUUACAUGGGAUCCAUCAAGUGUUCAAAGUUUGGAAUUUAA
Molecule: messenger RNA, 660 nt
Organism: Fraxinus pennsylvanica
Lineage: Eukaryota; Viridiplantae; Streptophyta; Magnoliopsida; Lamiales; Oleaceae
Source: the annotation of a GenBank genome assembly